Messenger RNA from Tinamus guttatus (white-throated tinamou), 1254 nucleotides. NCBI's taxonomy places the organism in Eukaryota, Metazoa, Chordata, Aves, Tinamiformes, Tinamidae. The record is from RefSeq and is a predicted model, not a curated record.
GUUGAUCACUUUGGAUUUGAUGAAAAUCUUACAUUCCAGCAGCGAUACCUGAUAGCGGAUCAACACUGGAAGAAAGAUAAUGGACCAAUACUGUUUUAUACAGGCAAUGAAGGAGACAUCACAUGGUUCUGCAAUAACACGGGUUUCAUGUGGGAUGUGGCUGAAGAACUUAGUGCCAUGUUAGUAUUUGCUGAACAUAGAUAUUAUGGAGAAUCUUUGCCCUUUGGAAAUGAGUCUUUCAGUGACUCCAAGCAUCUGAAUUUCCUGACCUCAGAGCAAGCGCUGGCUGAUUUUGCGGUGUUGAUUGGGUACUUGAAGGAGAACAUUGUAGGAGCCCGUUUUAGCCCCGUCAUCGCAAUUGGAGGCUCCUAUGGGGGGAUGCUGGCAGCUUGGCUUCGAAUGAAGUACCCUCAUGCAGUAGUUGGAGCUCUGGCAGCCUCUGCCCCAAUCUGGCAGUUUGGUGAUUUGGUUCCUUGUGGCACUUACUUCAGUAUAGUGACUAAUGAUUUCAAAAAGAGUGGGAAGGGCUGCUCUGAAAGCAUCCGGAAUUCCUGGAAUGCCAUUAACCAUCUUUCUUCAACAGAUGCAGGUUUGCAGUGGCUCUCCAGCACAUUUCACUUGUGCAGCCCAUUAAAAACUCCUCAGGAUGCUGCUGUAUUGAAGAGCUGGCUGAGUGAGACCUGGGUGAACUUGGCUAUGGUGGACUAUCCCUACAAAGCUGACUUCUUACAGCCUCUGCCAGCUUGGCCCAUACAGGUAGUCUGCAAAUUCUUGACGGAUCCCAGUCUUCCAGACAAGCAGCUGCUGCAGAAUGUUUUCCAGGCGGUAAAUGUCUACUACAACUACUCAGGAGAAGCCUCCUGCUUUGACAUGUCUCAGACCGCCACCAAGAAUCUGGGCCAGAUGGGCUGGUACUACCAGGCUUGCACUGAGAUGGUGAUGCCCAUGUGCACAGAUGGUGUCAAUGACAUGUUUGAGCCCCAGAAGUGGGACUUUGAUGCCCUUUCGGAGGAGUGUUUCAAGCUGUGGGGAGUGAGGCCUCGCCCCUCUUGGAUUCUUUCCAUGUAUGGAGGGAAAAACAUCAGCUCCCACAGCAACAUCAUCUUCAGCAACGGCGGCCUGGAUCCGUGGUCUGCGGGGGGGGUGACGCAGAACAUCAGCGAUUCCCUCGUGGCCAUCGUGAUCCCCGACGGAGCCCAUCACCUGGACCUCCCCUGGAGAGGAGACAGGCACAUGAAGAGCAUGUUCCAGUAA